Messenger RNA from Rosa rugosa (rugosa rose), 1701 nucleotides. Its product is annotated as zinc finger BED domain-containing protein RICESLEEPER 2-like. Bases 1 to 1701 code for a protein of 566 amino acids. NCBI's taxonomy places the organism in Eukaryota, Viridiplantae, Streptophyta, Magnoliopsida, Rosales, Rosaceae. Gene Ontology annotation, molecular function: DNA binding. The transcript has 3 exons. The record is from RefSeq and is a predicted model, not a curated record.
AUGGGAAAACUGGGAUUUAAAAACAGUAAGAAGAAUAAGAAAGCUCAAGGACAGAAAGAAGGAGAUUCUAGUCUAGUUGUUUCUUCAACUGGUACCUCUCCCUCAAUCCCUGACAGAGCUGAAGAAGAUAAUGCAGAUGGAGGAGCUCCAGCUUCCGCAUCUGACAAGGUUAGUAACAAUCCUCGAGCUGAUAGAAAACGUAGUUGGGUGUGGGAGCACUUUAAGGAAUAUAAAGAUGUAAAAGUCACUAAAGUAAAGGGUCAAGAAGAUAUUGUAGAAGAAUUUAGGAGGGCUAAGUGUAUAUAUUGUCCUAAGGGUCCUCUAGGAGACUAUGCUUGUGAUCCUUACAAAAAUGGGACUCAAGGGAUGAUUAAGCACAUAAACAAAUCAUGUAAGUAUUAUCCCGGAAGGAGAGCGAUAGAUAAAAAUCAGAAAGUGCUUGCUGGUGAUAAAAGUAAGGGUAAUUCUAUGAAAAUGGUUGCAUUUAAUCCUCUUGAAGUUAUGAAAGCAUGUGUUGAAAUGGUUGUAGUUGAUGAGCUUCCUUUUAGCUUCGUUGAAAAGCAAGGGUUUAGGCAUUUUUGUCAUGUUGCAGUGCCAAUGUUUAAGGUCCCUUGUAGGAAAACUUUGGUUAAAAAUUUUCUUACAUUGUAUGAUAACACAAAGAAGAAGUUGAAAACUGAUUUAGCACACUAUAGGGUCUGCCUAACCACUGACACUUGGACAAGUGUUCAAAAUUUCAACUACAUGGUGCUAACAGCCCACUUUAUUGAUGAUAAGUGGGAAAUGCAUAAGAGGAUAAUCAAUUUUUGCACUAUUUGUAAUCAUAGUGGGAAUUCCAUAGGUCUUUUGAUUGAGUCAUGUUUGCUUCAGUGGGGGAUUAGCAAGGUUUUAACCAUCACAGUAGAUAAUGCAGCAGCCAAUAAGUGUGCUAUUGAGUUUGUUAGGUCCAAACUUAACAAAAGAGAAAAACCAGAAUCAAUCUUAGAGGGUAAGUACAUGCAUGUUAGGUGUACUGCCCAUAUUUGUAAUUUGAUUGUUGGUAGUGGGUUGAAGAGACUAAAUAGAUCAGUGUUGGCCAUUAGAAAUGCGGUGAAGUUUGUUAGGUCUUCACCAGCAAGGUUAGAUAGUUUUAAGGCAUGUGUAGAACUGGAACAGAUCCCUUGCAGAGGAUUGGUUGUUAUGGAUGUUCCCACGAGGUGGAAUUCAACAUUCUUAAUGUUGGAAGCUGCCUUGAAGUUCAAAGCAGCCUUUGCAAGGAUGGAGGAGCAACCGGACAGCGGCUUUUCAGCCUAUUUCAAAGAGCCUGAGGAAGAGUAUGAUGAGGAUGGAAAUUUGGUUCCAAGUAAAAGCAAGAGGCCUAGAGUGGGGCCUCCAUCCGAGGAUGAAUGGGAUAAGGUGGAAGUGUUUGUGCAGUUUCUUAGGGUAUUCUAUGAAGUAACUCUAAGAGUUAGUGCAAGUAAUAGGCCCAUAAUCCAUACCACUUUUCAUGAUGUGUUGUCAAUCGAAUCGGAGAUUAGCAAGCUCUUCAUAGAACCUGAAAUUGCAACAGGUUUGGACACCCAGAAGGUUUUGAGUGAUAUGGCAGAAAAUAUGAGGUCCAAAUUCAUCAAGUAUUAUGGUGGCUUUCGGGAAUUGAAUCCCUUGGUGGUGUUUAUGGGGCUGAUCCUUGAUCCUAGAUUCAAGCUAAGAUGUGCAGGCUAA